AUGAAGGUCGAAGUUGACUCCUUUUCCGGUGCAAAGAUUUACCCAGGUAGAGGUACCCUUUUCGUUAGAGGUGACUCCAAGAUUUUCAGAUUCCAAUCUUCUAAAUCUGCAUCUUUAUUCCACCAAAGAAAGAACCCAAGAAGAAUUGCAUGGACUGUUUUAUUCAGAAAGCAACACAAGAAGGGUAUUACUGAAGAAGUUGCAAAGAAGAGAUCCAGAAAGACCGUCAAGCACCAAAGAGCAAUUGUCGGUGCUUCUUUAGACUUGAUCAAGGAAAGAAGAUCUUUAAAGCCAGAACAAAGAAAGGCAAAGAGAACCGAAGCUCUUGCAGCUGCAAAGGAAAAGAAGAAGGCUGACAAGGAAAAGAGAAAGGCAGAAAAGGCUAAGUUAGUUGCUUCUGGUGCAAAGAUCUCUAAGCAACAAGCUAAGGGUGCUUUCCAAAAGGUUCAAGCUACCUCCCGUUAA
Messenger RNA from Pichia kudriavzevii, 465 nucleotides. RefSeq lists its product as uncharacterized. Gene Ontology annotation, cellular component: cytosolic large ribosomal subunit. The transcript has a single exon. Gene Ontology annotation, molecular function: mRNA binding; structural constituent of ribosome. The coding region runs from base 1 to 465 and encodes 154 amino acids. Gene Ontology annotation, biological process: cytoplasmic translation. NCBI's taxonomy places the organism in Eukaryota, Fungi, Ascomycota, Pichiomycetes, Pichiales, Pichiaceae. The record is from RefSeq and is a predicted model, not a curated record.